Penicillium diatomitis is the source of this 1737-nucleotide messenger RNA. RefSeq lists its product as uncharacterized. Gene Ontology annotation, cellular component: membrane. The transcript is spliced from 5 exons. The record is from RefSeq and is a predicted model, not a curated record. Gene Ontology annotation, biological process: transmembrane transport; carbohydrate transport. Gene Ontology annotation, molecular function: carbohydrate:proton symporter activity. The coding region runs from base 1 to 1737 and encodes 578 amino acids. NCBI's taxonomy places the organism in Eukaryota, Fungi, Ascomycota, Eurotiomycetes, Eurotiales, Aspergillaceae.
AUGGUUUUGGUCGGCAAACAGCGAGAGGAAAAUGUUGCCGAGCCAGUGCUGGAGGAACUCAUCGCUGACGAUCGCACGCCAUGGUUCAAGAAACCGAACUUGAGACGCCUCUAUGUCAUUCUAUUCGCUGCUUGCAUGGGUAUUGAGAUCACCUCUGGGUUUGAUUCUCAGAUUAUUAAUACCGUGCAGAUUGUCUACACUUGGAGCAAAUGUGAGUCUCCUGCUCCCUGGAGUGUUAGCGCCUGCAUCAAAACUGAAGCUGUCGUAGACUUUGGUCAUGAAUCGGGCAAGAUUGUCGAUGGUCGUCCUCAGUGGAUCAUUGGGUCCAACUUGAAAGGCUUCCUGGGCGCUUCAUACUCCCUCGGGGCGAUCAUCUCGCUUCCAUUCGUGCCCUAUCUGAAUCAGCUGGUGGGUCGACGAUGGACAAUUAUGUUUGGCUCGUGCGUGAGCCUGGUUGGAGCUCUUCUCCAAGGUUUCUCCAAUGGAGUGGCUAUGUAUGUUGUUGCACGUAUGAUCCUCGGAUUUGGAAUCCCGUUCUGUAUCGUUGCAGGCUCGUCUUUAUUAGGAGAGCUGGGACACCCUAGAGAACGACCAAUUCUGACCUCGCUAUUCAAUUCCUCUUACUACAUGGGUCAGAUCAUCGCCGCGUCCGUGGGAUUGGCCACGGUGAACAUAGCCAGUGACUGGGCGUGGCGGAUCCCAUCCUUGCUGCAAAUUGCGCCUGCCAUGAUCCAAAUAAUGACAGUGAUGUACAAUGCCUUGGUUUAUGACUUUAGUAGUGCCCGACUGACAUUCAGCUUCAGGCUACUGCCGGAGAGUCCCAGAUACCUGAUCAGCAAGGAUCGACGAGAGGAAGCUUUCGAUAUCCUCACGAAGUAUCAUGCCGAGGGUGACCGAAACUCGGUUCUUGUGAAAGCGGAAAUCUCGCAGAUCGAGCAAACAAUCAAGUUGGAGCUUGAAGAGUCAAAACAAUCAUGGAUGGAUAUGUUCCGUACUUCUGGUAUGCGUCGUCGACUAUUCAUCUCGGCUUUCCUGGGGCUGUUUACCCAAUGGUCGGGAAACACUUUGAUCUCCUAUUACCUGAGUGACCUGUUGAACAUGGUGGGAAUUACCAACGGCACGAGGAAGUCCAAGAUCAACAUUGGUCUUGCAUGCUGGUCUUUGAUUGUUGGGACAACAUAUGCGGUGUUGGCACCUCGUUGGAAGCGACGUCCGACGUAUCUCAUCUGCGCAGGAAGCCUGCUUUGCGUUUACAUUGCAUGGACAAUUUCCAUGGAACGUUCCAUCAAUACCAAAUCUCAAGCAUCAGCCAUUCUCACAAUCUUUUUUAUUUUUGCCUACACACCUGCAUAUAACCUCGGAUAUAAUGCUCUGACUUACACGUAUCUUAUCGAACUGUUCCCUUAUAUGGGUCGCUCACGUGGUCUCUCUUGGUUCCAAUUCUACGGCCGCGGUGCAAGCUUUUUUGCCACCUAUGUGAACCCUAUCGGUCUCGAUAGAAUUAGAUGGAAGUGGCUUCUUGUUUACUGCUGCUGGCUGGCAUUUGAAUUGAUCUUCAUUUAUCUUUUCUUCCCGGAAACCUCGGGCCGCACGCUGGAGGAACUAUCAUUUUUGUUCGAAGAAAAAAGCAAGGCGGAUCAAGUCGCUGCUGCGGUCCACAAAGAAAUUGAUCAUUCAGAUGAGAAGAAAGGAGCAGCUUCUCAUGUGGAAGUGCGAGAAGCCAAGGAUGUUGCUUAG